Messenger RNA from Cuscuta campestris, 1044 nucleotides. The record is from the annotation of a GenBank genome assembly. Lineage: Eukaryota; Viridiplantae; Streptophyta; Magnoliopsida; Solanales; Convolvulaceae.
CAUCACAACGCCCUCCAAUCUCUCAUUUGCGUUUACGACUCCGUCACAAGGAGCAGCACACGGAAUACGGAGUGCACAGAGAAUCCCCAAUGGCGGCGGCAGCGGCGGCGGCGGAUGCGGAAAGGAAGCAGAUGUUGCUACUGAACAAUCACAGAGAGAAGCACUUCACGGCCGGAGAAGUUGUACGUGACAUCAUCAUUGGGGUAUCGGAUGGCCUCACCGUCCCCUUCGCGCUUGCUGCCGGCUUGUCCGGCGCCAAUGCCUCCUCCUCCAUCAUCCUCACCGCCGGCAUAGCCGAGGUUGCUGCGGGAGCCAUCUCAAUGGGCCUUGGCGGGUAUUUGGCUGCUAAGAGUGAGGCAGAUCACUAUGCCAGAGAGCUGAAAAGGGAGCAGGAAGAGAUCAUAGCAGUGCCUGAUACAGAGGCUGCUGAGGUAGCUGAGAUAUUGUCACAGUAUGGGAUCGAGGCACAUGAGUACACUCCAGUGGUGAAUGCUCUUAGGAAGAAGCCACAGGCCUGGCUUGAUUUCAUGAUGAAGUUUGAGCUAGGCUUGGAGAAGCCGGACCCAAGAAGGGCGUUGCAGAGUGCGUUCACAAUCGCCUUUGCCUACAUUGUUGGUGGCAUAGUCCCCCUUGUCCCUUACAUGAUCAUCCCAGUGGCAAGAGAAGCAGUCGUAGCAUCAGUCAUUGUAACCUUAGUCGCGCUCCUCAUAUUUGGUUAUGCAAAAGGUCACUUCACAGGCAACAAACCUUUCAAGAGUGCCCUUCAGACUGCAUUCAUCGGAGCUGUUGCUUCCGCAGCAGCAUUUGGCAUGGCUAAGGUUGUCCAGGGAUAGGCAGACAGCACAUUUAUAUUAUAGUACUGCGUACUAUAUUACCAGGUUAUGGUAACAUUGUUUUCUUAAAUUUCUAAUGAUAAAAUAGUGGGAAAUUGCAGUAUUUUCUCUAAAUAUAAAGAGAUUAGUACUGUUUGAUAUUUUCCUCAUCAUCUCUUUUGCAAUCUUUUACUUACUCUUUUAGAACUUUUGCAAGGAACCUUGUCCACUG